AUGGACUCCCGGGGUGGUCGCCUGCUGAGGGGGGUGGGGAGCGCUUCCUCCGGAGGUGGCGGUGUGGGCGUGGCCCCGCAGGCCUCGCUGCAGGGUGUGGUGUGGCCGCCAGAGCACCUGAGCCAGGAGGAGUGCGCGACCCUCAGCCAGCGAGGAGAGGUGGUCCUGGAGCGGGGGGCGCCUGGCAGCCCCUGCGGCCUCACCCGCCGAGCCAUGGAGGCCCUCAUGGAGAAGAAUGUGCACGCCGUCCUGGACGUGGGCGUGGCCAGUGCCCGCGCCCUGCACGGGAUGGACAUCUUCCCCAUCAUUCUCCACGUCUCCAUCAAUGAGAAGGCAGCCAAGAGGCUGAGGAAGGUCCUGCAGAGACUGGGCAGCUGCGAGGAGCAGCUCCUGGAGGCGGCCCGGCAGGAGGAGGGCGAGCUGGACGCGGCUCCCUGCCUGGCCAGCAGCCUGGCCCCCGACGGCUGGGGCGACCUGGACGGCCUGCUGGGCUGCGUGCGCCAGGCCGUGGCCCAGGAGCAGAAGAAGCUGGUGUGGGUCGAGCAAGGCCCUGCUGCCCCCUGGAGACCCCGCUGA
Messenger RNA from Sorex araneus (European shrew), 576 nucleotides. RefSeq names its product caspase recruitment domain-containing protein 14-like. Lineage: Eukaryota; Metazoa; Chordata; Mammalia; Eulipotyphla; Soricidae. Bases 1 to 576 code for a protein of 191 amino acids. The transcript is spliced from 3 exons. The record is from RefSeq and is a predicted model, not a curated record.